UUUUGGUUUGAAAAGAGACCUUUGCUGAUCCGUAGCUUUGUCUUUGUUUCAGGCACAUUCUUCUUCAAGAGUUCAGGAUGUUUCAGAUCAGGACUCCAUUGAAGAUCGCUUCUCCUCCUCCGUUACCCUGACCGAUCUCGGACCUCCUAUCACCGGGAAAAUCACCCACCCAAUCCUCCCGCCGAUCAUCAUCACGUAGAAAACAGAGUCAACAACAAUGACUUCAGGUUUCAGCGGCGACGAAACCGCUCCCUUCUUCGGCUUCCUCGGCGCCGCCGCAGCUCUCGUCUUCUCCUGUAUGGGAGCAGCGUACGGGACGGCGAAGAGCGGCGUCGGAGUGGCGUCAAUGGGAGUGAUGAGACCGGAGCUGGUGAUGAAAUCGAUUGUUCCGGUUGUCAUGGCCGGUGUUUUGGGUAUCUACGGCUUGAUCAUCGCCGUCAUCAUCAGUACAGGGAUUAACCCUAAGGCAAAAUCUUACUACCUCUUCGAUGGCUAUGCUCACUUGUCUUCUGGUCUCGCUUGUGGCCUCGCCGGUCUCUCCGCCGGUAUGGCCAUCGGGAUCGUCGGUGACGCCGGUGUUAGAGCAAAUGCCCAGCAACCGAAGCUCUUUGUCGGGAUGAUUCUCAUUCUUAUCUUUGCCGAGGCGUUGGCUUUAUAUGGUUUGAUUGUUGGGAUCAUCCUCUCUUCCAGGGCCGGUCAGUCGAGAGCCGACUGAGAUGCAUAUAAUCCCCCAUGCCAUGCCAAGGUGAUUUGAUGAGACUUGCUAUGCAUUCGGAUUCCAAUUAGGAUGUGUCUGCAUAAAAAACUUAUAACCAUGCCUUCUUCUUUUUGCCUAUUUUCCAUCUUCUUGGAUGUGAAGCUGUAUUUCCAUGCAUAGAUCCAUGUUUAAUGGAUAAUAUAAGCGUGUAUUGAUGCCUUGAUUUGUGUGAAAUCAUAUCAUGGAUUCUCUGUGUUGCCUAAAAAAAUAACUUGGUAUCUUGGAAAUCA
Molecule: messenger RNA, 987 nt
Organism: Tarenaya hassleriana
Lineage: Eukaryota; Viridiplantae; Streptophyta; Magnoliopsida; Brassicales; Cleomaceae
Product: V-type proton ATPase 16 kDa proteolipid subunit-like
Exons: 4
Coding region: 218-715 (165 amino acids)
Biological process (GO): proton transmembrane transport
Cellular component (GO): proton-transporting V-type ATPase, V0 domain
Molecular function (GO): proton-transporting ATPase activity, rotational mechanism
Source: RefSeq, a predicted model, not a curated record